This is a messenger RNA of Penicillium chermesinum, 186 nucleotides long. RefSeq lists its product as uncharacterized. The transcript is spliced from 2 exons. NCBI's taxonomy places the organism in Eukaryota, Fungi, Ascomycota, Eurotiomycetes, Eurotiales, Aspergillaceae. Bases 1 to 186 code for a protein of 61 amino acids. The record is from RefSeq and is a predicted model, not a curated record.
AUGCCUAACAUGGGCGGUGGCAUGCCUAACAUGGGUGAGUUCUCCGGCGAGUUCCUCUCUUACCUCCGUCGCCAGGGCUUCCAAGGUCCCAACCCCGCAUUCAACCAAGGCUUUUUCAACAACAACCAAGGCGGAGGUGAUGCCUCGUGGAACCCUCACGGUGCCAAGCGCAGUCGACAGGAGUAA